This is a messenger RNA of Leucoraja erinaceus (little skate), 3517 nucleotides long. It is a transcript of the gene exoc5, whose product is annotated as exocyst complex component 5. Gene Ontology annotation, biological process: exocytosis; Golgi to plasma membrane transport. Lineage: Eukaryota; Metazoa; Chordata; Chondrichthyes; Rajiformes; Rajidae. The transcript has 18 exons. The coding region runs from base 190 to 2316 and encodes 708 amino acids. The record is from RefSeq and is a predicted model, not a curated record. Gene Ontology annotation, cellular component: exocyst; cytoplasm.
AGCGGGAAGAUGGAGGGGAGGCGGCGGCGGUGGAGCGGUUGCUGAGCGGUUGCUGAGGGGGAAGCGUCAGUGGCCGACCCAGAGUCUCUGGCUUCCCCUGGCGGGAGUUGGCAGCGUCCCUUGCAGGCCGUUCCUGGAUCGCUUCAUUAUGUAGGCGGCUCGGUAGACGGACAAGAAGCAACUGGAGUCAUGGCUACCACGGCAGAGCUGUUCGAGGAACCCUUUGAUGUUGAUGAAUACAUUGAGCGCCUAGCGUGGAGGACACCAGGUGGAGGUUCCAGAGGUGGAGCAGAAGCCUUUGAUCCAAAAAGGCUUUUGGAAGAAUUUGUGGACCACAUUGAGGAACUGAAGAUGCUGGAUGAACGCAUCCAAAGGAGGGUGGAGAAACUGGAACAACAGUGCCAGAAAGAAGCGAAAGAGUUUGCUAAGAAGGUUCAGGAAUUACAGAAGAGCAAUCAGAUUGCUUUCCAACAUUUCCAGGAGUUGGAUGAACAUAUCAGCUAUGUCGCUACAAAGGUUUGUCACCUUGGAGACCAACUGGAGGGAGUAAAUACUCCAAGGCAACGGGCUGUAGAAGCACAAAAACUGAUGAAGUACUUUAAUGAGUUCCUGGAUGGAGAGUUGAAGUCUGAUAUUUUUACCAAUCCAGAAAAGAUUAAGGAAGCAGCUGAUAUUAUUCAGAAGUUGCAUCUCAUUGCUCAAGAAUUGCCCUUUGAUAGAUUUGCCGAGGUGAAGUCAAAAAUCGCAAGUAAAUAUCAUGAUUUGGAAUUACAGUUAAUUCAGGAGUUCACAAAUGCCCAGCGGAAGAAUGAAAUUUCUAGGAUGCAUGAGGUCGCAGCAGUUUUACUCCAUUUUAAGGGUUAUUCUCACUGUGUGGAUGUGUACAUAAAACAAUGCCAGGAGGGUUCGUAUUUCAGGAAUGAUUUAUUUGAAGAUACAGCCCUGUUGUGCCAACGAGUAAACAAAGAAGUUUGGGAAGUCUUCAGCAGCCCAGAGAAUGUGAUGGCCAAACUUAUUCAAAACAUUUUUGAGAUUAGACUUCAGAGUUUUAUCCGAGAUAGAUUAGAAGAGAGUAAAAAGUCUGAUGCAGAACAGUAUUUAAAGAACCUGUAUGAUCUGUACACAAGGACCACAAGUCUAGCGAGCAAAUUAGCAGAGUUCGAUCUUGGCACUGAUAAACAGACAUUUCUGGCUAAAAUAAUCAAAGGCAUUUUCAUUUCCUACUUGGAAAAUUAUAUAGAAAUUGAGACUGGCUACUUGAAGAAUAGAAGUAGUAUGGUAUUACAGCGUUAUUAUGAUUCCAAAAACCAUCAAAAACGUGCUUAUGGCACUGGAGGUAUUCAGGAUCUAAAGGAGCGAAUUCGCCAACGUACCAACCUACCACUUGGACCAAGUAUUGACACACAUGGUGAGACUUUCCUGUCACAGGAGGUGGUUGUCAAUCUUUUGCAGGAGACCAGACAGGCCUUUGAAAGGUGUCAUAGGUUAUCUGACCCUUCUGAUUUACCAAAGAAUGCUUUUCGAAUAUUUACUAUUCUAGUGGAGUAUUUGUGUGUUGAACAUAUUGAUUAUGCGCUAGAGAUUGGACUUGCAGCAAUCCCAUCUACAGAUUCCAAGACUUCAAGCCUUUACUUUUUAGAUGUUGUACAACAGGCAAAUACGAUAUUUCAUUUGUUUGACAAGCAAUUUAAUGACCACCUCAUGCCACUAAUAAGUUCUUCUCCAAAGCUUCCUGAGUGCUUACAGAAGAAGAAAGAGGUGAUCGAACAGAUGGAAGUUAAACUAGAUACAGGCAUUGACAGGACUUUGAAUUGCAUGAUUGGACAUAUGAAGCACAUUCUGUCUGUUGAACAGAAGAAGACGGACUUCAAACCAGAGGAUGAAAACAACGUAUUAAUUCAGUAUACCAAUGCCUGUGUCAAAGUCUGUGGCUAUGUUGGAAAGCAAGUAGAAAAAAAUCGAAAUUCAAUGGAUGGGAAGAAUGUGGACACUGUUCUAACAGAGUUGGGAGUUCGUUUCCACCGCUUAAUUCAUGAGCACCUCCAGCAGUAUACCUACAGUUCAAUGGGUGGCAUGCUGGCUAUCUGUGAUGUUGCUGAAUAUCGGAAGUGUGCCAAAGAGUUUAAGAUCCCCUUGGUGUUACAACUUUUUGACACGCUCCAUGCACUCUGUAAUCUUCUGGUCGUAGCACCUGACAACCUUAAGCAGGUCUGUUCUGGAGAGCAACUAACUAAUCUUGACAAGAACAUCCUUCAUGCCUUUGUGCAGUUACGGUCUGACUACAGAUCAGCGCGCCUUGGUCGUCACUUCAGCUGAAAUCCUUGACAUUAUGAAAUCGGAAUAUUGUGUCAGAGCUUGACCGAGAGUUUUGUGCUUAGGCUGUUUGGAUCUUCGGAAGCUUUAAACACAGGGUAUUAAACACAACCCCUGUUACAUAGCCAUUUACAAAUGUAAUUGAUGGUAAAUGGGUAACUUCACUAAAGAUCAGCCAUUAUUGAACUGUUUCAUUUGGAAAAAGAGGCUACGUUAAUUCAAGCUAAAUACAAGUAAUAUUUUUGCACAAUUUAUGCUCUAACAAUAACUUAUCCUGAGCUGAACCUCUCAGAAGCCACUAAUGUAACUCAAGUUUUGCAUAUGUUGAUGCAUUCAUGUUUAUAAAUUCAAUCAGGGAGGUUGUUGAAGCACUGAAUAUUAAGUUCUACCUUCAGUUUAAUAAACACUUGUUUCAGAAAUGUAUAAUGUUUUAUCCAGGUAGGAUGGAUUUACAUCCUCUUGCUGUACGCGGAGGUAGCACUAUGUUAAUGCUAUACUUGUUUUAAUACAGGUCUUUGAUUAAUCAGCUAUAACAGCUGCCUCUGCAUUUGAAAUGUAGUCACUAUUUCAUGGGAUAUUUUCUUGAACUGAGAGUGAUAUGUGUGGUUGAGGAGAAUGUAAUGCAGCCAUUCAUAUGUAAGUUAAUGCAGCAAAUUUUAGUUAUUAAUGAGCUCUGCCGGUAGUGCUCUGGUAAAUAUAUAUUCCCUUUGCCAUCCGAGGUUAUUGUUCUGCACUGUGGCAAUAAAUGCAUGAUUACUGAAGGAGAAAGGUGAAGUGAGAAUUUUGAAAGUCUCUGGACUGCAAGUUGUAGGAGGGAAUGAAUUUGGUUUUCAGUGUUGGUCAGUUUUAAUCGCAUUUGCCAUAAAAAAUAAACUGAAGUAAUUUCAACAAAAAUGAUUUUUGUAGAUCAUUUCAUUGUUCAUUGAACAGAUUUUGAUUGUCCAUGUGCUGGCAUUAACUGCAAACAGAACUGGUUGGUAACUUUCAUAUUUUGUAAUGCUUCUUCUUGACAUUCUCUAAUAUGGAUUUUGUUUAUACCUGAAGGUUUAUAUUGUCAUUAUUUUAUGUGCCUGCAUGCGUUGAAGUAUUCUUGAUUUAAGAACAAAAAGUUAGAAACAGUAAGUGAUGGAAAAACUGCAGAGUUCUUUCACUGGUGAAAAAAAUGUAAAUAUUGCUUCUUCAUUAAACUGCCAAUGACCUUGUA